Aspergillus bombycis is the source of this 1488-nucleotide messenger RNA. RefSeq names its product acyl-CoA desaturase. NCBI's taxonomy places the organism in Eukaryota, Fungi, Ascomycota, Eurotiomycetes, Eurotiales, Aspergillaceae. Gene Ontology annotation, cellular component: endoplasmic reticulum membrane. Gene Ontology annotation, biological process: unsaturated fatty acid biosynthetic process. Gene Ontology annotation, molecular function: stearoyl-CoA 9-desaturase activity; heme binding; iron ion binding. The annotation marks the transcript as partial. The transcript is spliced from 2 exons. The record is from RefSeq and is a predicted model, not a curated record.
UAUUCUAGACCAUCAUACAUACAAGAUUCUAGGCUAUCAUACUUGACCUCGAAUGUCAAAGAGCCCAAGAUGGCGCUCGACACAAAAUCACCAGCAGCUACAACUCUAAACGAUGGCACUACAGACUACGUCCCCAUGAGAAAAAGGAACAACUCCAAAGAGCCACACAUCACUGAGCAACCCAUCACUUGGGGCAACUGGUAUAAACAUGUCAAUUGGUUGAACUGUUUCUUCAUUCUCUUCAUCCCCUUCCUUGGCUGUGUUGGGGCAUACUGGACACCUCUUCAGCUCUAUACGGGCAUCUUCGCCGUUGUAUACUACUUCAACGCAGGUCUUGGCAUCACGGCCGGAUACCACCGCUGCUGGGCGCACAGAUGCUACAAAGCGACCCUCCCAUUAAGGAUCUACCUAGCCGCCGCAGGAGCCGGUGCAGGACAAGGCUCGAUCCGAUGGUGGUCCCGCGGCCACCGUUCCCAUCACCGGUACACCGAUACCGAGAAGGAUCCAUACUCGGUCCAAAAGGGAUUCUGGUACUCGCAUAUUGGUUGGAUGGUCAUGAAGCAGAACCCGAAGCGGAUCGGUCGCACGGACGUCACGGAUCUCGACGCCGAUGCCGUGGUCGUGUGGCAGCAUACCAACUAUAUCAAGUCAGCCCUGUUCAUGUGUCUCGUGUUUCCGACUGUAGUCUGUGGCCUAGGUUGGGGCGAUUGGCUUGGUGGAUUCGUCUACGGUGGCAUCCUGCGCGUGUUCUUCAUUCAACAGGCCACCUUCUGCGUCAAUUCGCUUGCCCAUUGGAUCGGCGAACAACCCUUCGAUGAUCGCAACUCCCCAAGAGACCAUAUCAUAACCGCCUUCAUAACCCUCGGUGAGGGAUACCAUAACUUCCACCACGAGUUCCCGUCAGACUACCGUAACGCCAUCGAGUGGUGGCAGUACGACCCCACAAAAUGGUCCAUCUGGGUCUGGAAGCAGCUCGGCCUCGCCUACGACCUCAAACAGUUCCGCCAGAAUGAAAUCGAGAAAGGGCGCAUCCAACAGCUGCAGAAGAAGCUCGACCAAAAGCGCUCUACCCUCGACUGGGGCAUUCCCCUCGACCAGCUCCCCGUCAUGGAUUGGGAUGAUUUCGUUGCCGAGGCCAAGAAUGGCAGGGCGCUUGUUACUAUCGGAGGCGUUAUUCAUGAUAUCACGGGUUUUAUCAAGGAGCAUCCCGGCGGCAAGGCAUUCAUCUCGUCGGCCGUUGGUAAAGACGCUACUGCUAUCUUCAACGGUGGGGUCUAUAACCAUUCCAAUGCGGCCCAUAACUUGCUGUCUACUAUGCGGGUCGCGGUUCUUCGUGGCGGAUGCGAGGUGGAAAUCUGGAAGCAUUCCUUGCCGGAUGGUAAGGCCCCGAUGCUGACGGAUUCAACUGGUCAGCGCAUCGUGCGGGCUGGAGAUCAGGUUACCAGGACUGCGCAACCAGUGCCUAUGGCGAGUGCGGAGGCUAGAUAA